AAUGUUGCACACGAUUAUGUUUACGGGUGCCGAGAAGCUAUCCAAGCUAGCCACACACACACAUAUCUUAAACAAAGCGCUGCUGAACUGAUACUAAAACGUAAUGAAACCCGCAGUGGACGAGAUGUUUCCUGAAGGAGCUGGACCCUACGUGGAUCUGGACGAGGCAGGAGGCAGCAGCGGCCUGCUAAUGGACCUGGCAGCCAAUGAAAAAGCAGUGCACUCUGAUUUCUUUAAUGACUUUGAGGACCUGUUCGACGACGAUGACCUGCAGUGACGGCAGCAUCUGAACACCUGUGAACGUGUACAUAAGAAAAUGACGACGGGCUUAUUCUGACUACAAGUUCUCUCUGAUUUGUACAGCCCGCCCAAUCUCACAGGUCACUCACCACCAUUCUGAAAUAAAAGACUUUCUCGUUUUUACAAAAACAAAA
Micropterus salmoides (largemouth bass) is the source of this 434-nucleotide messenger RNA. RefSeq names its product COP9 signalosome complex subunit 9. Gene Ontology annotation, biological process: negative regulation of protein neddylation. The record is from RefSeq and is a predicted model, not a curated record. The transcript has 3 exons. Bases 104 to 277 code for a protein of 57 amino acids. Lineage: Eukaryota; Metazoa; Chordata; Actinopteri; Centrarchiformes; Centrarchidae.